AUUCUACUAAACAAAAUGGCGUUACUUUCGAGCGUGAGUGUGUAAAGAAUUUUACGUUCGUGGUACAAAGAAAUUGUAUUUUCCGUAUAAAAUUUUACUCUUGGAACUUAUUUACUUGUUGUAUUUAGUCAUAGUGGUUCGUGGUUACAGUUUCGAUUCCCGUGUGUUGGUUUACUCUUUAGGAUUACUUAGCAAAGUUCGAUCAUGAGUAAUUACGAAGAUGAUCAGAGUGAGGAUGGGGAAUUAGCGCGUAGCCCAGUUCAUGACGAAAUGGACUUCAGUUUAUCUGAUGAAGAUCGAGACAAUGCUGAUUCCUUGAUAAUAAAGCCUCCUCAAGCAGUGAUUCGUACUUCACAUCGAGAUAAAAGAGGCCAUAAGCGGACUGCAAAAGAUAGAUAUAAAGAUACUGUCAGGAAAGAAAAGAAACAUCUGUACAGGGAACGAGAUAAGUCUGACAAAACUAAACGAGAGAUUACUAAGAAUUCUGAUCGUGAGGAUACGGCCAAAGACUACUAUAGGGAAAAACCAUAUUAUAGAGAGAAAGAACUAUAUAGAGAUAAUAAAGAAACAUUUAGGGACAAGGAGGCAUACCGAGAAAAAGAAGCUUAUAAUAGAGAUAAAGAAAUGUACAGAGAGGGCAAAGAGGUUUACAGAGAUACUAAAGAUAUGAGGGAAAAAGAAUUUUACCGUGAGAGAGAAAAAGAAAUGUACAAAGAAAAAGAAGUCUAUAGAGAAAAGGACCCUUACAGAGAAAGGGAACAUUUAUACAGGGAGAGAGACAUGUACAGAGAUCCUUCUUUUAGAGAUGCCACUAGAUCUAGAGAUGUCUAUAAAGAAAAGGAAAUGUACAAGGACAAAAAUGAACAGCAACGAGACAUGUAUCUAAAUCGCGAUAGACAAUACAAAUAUUCAGAGGCUGAACGGAAACACAAUGAAAGAAUAGAGUCCAGAUUAAGAUUGUUGGCUGAAGAAGGCCACACAAAUCAUAAUAAUGAAAAAGAAAAUAGAGACAGGACAUCUGGAGAUAAGGAAUUAGAAGACUUAAGAACAAGAUUAUUGAAUAAAAGAAUAUCAAAAGAAUUACAAGGUCAAGAUGUCAAGAAAGGUUCUGAUUAUUAUGAAAAGGAAAGUAAACCUUCUUCUCGUCAUUCAUCACUAGAUAAACAUCAAGAGCAUAGGAAGAACAAAGUUUUGUUUGCCGAUAAAGAAAGGGAAAAAAGAAAACAUGAAUCGCGCACAGAAUUGGAAGCCAGGAGACAAGAGCACCGAAGACGCGGCAAAAAACGUUCUGUUUCACCUGAUGAUGCAGCCACUAAGAAAACCAAGACAAGUAAUUCACCUAACUAUGGCGAUUCUGUGGUUACCGUAUCAGAUUCUAGUGAUGUAGAAAUGAAGAGUGAAUCACCACAUUCAGAGCAUGAAGAAGGUGAGCACACAAACAGUGAAACUGAUGAUGACAGCUCAAGCACUGAAUCGGACUCAGCAGCAGACUCUAAAUCAGAAGAGGAUGAAGAAAAUAAGGAUGAUGAAAAGGCUGAGAAAGAAGACAAGGAAAAAGAACGAAUUAACGAGAAGACAAGACCACCAUCCAAAUCAAAGUCAAAAUCACCAAGCCCCAAGUCCAAGCAUGACUCUCUACCAUCAUCUCAUGGCUCACACAGUUUCAGGUCAUUAUCCAGAUCUAAGAGCAGAAGCAGAUCCCAUUCGUUCUCACCUCCCCCUCCUGGUGAAAAUGGAAAGCCUGCUGAGGAAGAAAUUAAACCUAAUGAAGAUGAUGAGGAAACAAGACAGAGAGAGGAAGCUAUUAAUGCCCUGCCACCUUACUUCCCUGCACUACAGGGUUGUCGGUCAGUUGAGGAGUUUCAAUGUCUAAAUAGAAUAGAAGAAGGCGCAUAUGGAGUGGUUUACAGAGCACGUGAUAAAACCACUGACGAAAUUGUUGCUCUAAAACGACUCAAAAUGGAAAAGGAGAAGGAAGGAUUCCCCAUCACAUCUCUGAGAGAGAUUAACACAUUAUUGAAGGGCCAGCAUCCUAACAUAGUCACUGUGCGCGAGAUCGUGGUGGGUUCCAAUAUGGAUAAAAUAUUCAUUGUCAUGGACUAUGUUGAACAUGACUUGAGGAGUCUUAUGGAGACGAUGAGAGGAAAGAAACAAGUAUUUUUACCGGGAGAAGUUAAGUGUUUAAUGGUUCAAUUACUAAAGGCCGUUCAUCACCUACACGACAACUGGAUCUUACAUAGAGAUCUUAAAACUAGUAAUCUUUUGCUUUCGCACAAAGGAGUUUUAAAGGUUGGAGACUUUGGGUUAGCCAGGGAGUAUGGAUCCCCACUCCGCCAAUAUACACCAAUUGUAGUGACACUAUGGUACCGUGCGCCCGAAUUACUCUUGUGCUGCAAGGAAUACUCGACGCCUAUCGAUAUAUGGAGCGUAGGCUGCAUAUUCGCUGAGUUUAUAACUAUGAAUCCAUUGUUCCCGGGGAAAUCUGAAGUAGAUCAACUCAAUAGAAUAUUUAAGGAUAUGGGCACACCAUCAGAAAUGAUUUGGCCUGGUUACAGUGAAUUACCUGCAGUACAAAAAAUGACAUUUGCCGAACAUCCUUCUGGUGGUCUUAGACAGCGAAUAGGUUCCGAGCUGCUGACUGAUACAGGCAUGUCUUUGCUGCAAGGAUUUCUAACAUAUAAUCCAGCAAGAAGAGUGACGGCCGAUGCAGCGUUGGAGCAUGCCUACUUUAAGGAGCAGCCGGUGGCCAUCGAGCCGGCCAUGUUCCCGACGUGGCCCGCCAAGUCGGAGGGCAACCGUCGCAGCACGCACAGCCCGCGGCCGCCGGCGGGCGGCGCGGCCUACGCGCAGUACGCGCGCGCCGACUCGGACGAGGCGCGCGGCUUCCAGCUGCACCAGCGCUCGCUCAACGUGGCGCCCGGCUUCUCGCUCAAGUUCUAGCGACGGCGCGCCGCCCGGCGCGACCACCGAUAGACUUUUCACUCAUUUUAACUAGUGUAAUGUCGUUCUGAACUAGCUUCGUGCUCGACAAAUAGUUAUCUCAAUACGUGCUGUGGGUACUUUAAUUGCAGAAGAAAAAGCUAGGUUCCAUUACCGAGGCUAUGAUGAAUAAACACUAAAAUCCCGUGCAAGCCCCAGGCAGAAGCAGAUAAUGUUAAUAUAAAAAAAAACUAAACGAAGAUGACCAUCAUCAUGUGACGGAUUAAUAACAAAAUUCGAUGUUAGACAAUGAUCAGAGUUAUAAAUGAAAGAAAACUGCCAUUUUUAUAAGUAUUCUAUAUAUUGCAAUUAAAUCAUGCAGUCGACAUUUGCAAACAACGUUAUAAUAGAUAACAACAAGCUCAUGUAUAUAAUGUUAUUUGAUGUACUUAUGAAUCAAAUACACAAUUACUUAAAAUUUAAAUAUUUCCUUGUAACUCUUUGCCAUUGUUGAUGUAUGUAUUUGUAAUAUAACAUAAAAAAAAAUAUUUUUUCAUUAUUAUAUGUAAAUGUAUCUAGAGUCUGACGCGCAAAAGAUUUGUUCGUUUUGAAGUAUGUGUCGGCCAAAUGUUGAAUGCACAUAAUGUUUCAAAUUAUAAUUCAACAUACUUGUGUAGUUACACUGUGUAAAUACCUCGUAUUUUUAGUGGUGAACCUCAAUGAAGGUAAAAUUAGUGUAGAAUUAAAAAUAUGGUACAAUAAUUAUAUGUUUUGAAACGAAAA
Trichoplusia ni (cabbage looper) is the source of this 3702-nucleotide messenger RNA. RefSeq names its product cyclin-dependent kinase 11B (gene Pitslre). Gene Ontology annotation, biological process: protein phosphorylation; regulation of mitotic cell cycle. Gene Ontology annotation, molecular function: cyclin-dependent protein serine/threonine kinase activity; ATP binding. The transcript is spliced from 12 exons. The coding region runs from base 205 to 2940 and encodes 911 amino acids. Lineage: Eukaryota; Metazoa; Arthropoda; Insecta; Lepidoptera; Noctuidae. Gene Ontology annotation, cellular component: nucleus. The record is from RefSeq and is a predicted model, not a curated record.